Aedes aegypti (yellow fever mosquito) is the source of this 1921-nucleotide messenger RNA. Its product is annotated as cytochrome P450 4c21. Gene Ontology annotation, molecular function: monooxygenase activity; oxidoreductase activity, acting on paired donors, with incorporation or reduction of molecular oxygen; heme binding. The transcript is spliced from 6 exons. NCBI's taxonomy places the organism in Eukaryota, Metazoa, Arthropoda, Insecta, Diptera, Culicidae. The coding region runs from base 73 to 1578 and encodes 501 amino acids. The record is from RefSeq and is a predicted model, not a curated record.
ACGUUGAAGUCUACAUUAGACACUGAUCAGAUGUCACCCCGCAGUUAGUGCGACCAGUACGUGCAAACCAAAAUGUUCCUUUUUUUACUGCUGGUCUGUGCCAUUUUGGCGUUUUUCGCGAUUCGUGAUCAUCUUCGCAAGACUCAGGCAUUCGCGGAAAAUCUGCCGAUAGUGGUUCCGGAAAAAUCAUUUCUCGGCAUAAACUACGAUCUGCUCGGGUUGAACGAUGAAGAACGGUUCGAGCUGGUGAACAGAAUUUUCUUGCAGCAGGAUCGCCUAUUUAGGAUGUCGAUCGGACCGAUGCUCAUUCUGGGAGUAAGCCAUCCGGAUCUGGUGCAGAAGCUUCUAUCGCAUCCGGAUUGCUUGGAGAAACCCUUCUUCUACGAUUUCGUCAAGUACGAUCAGGGUAUUUUUUCUGCCAAAUUUAAACUGUGGAAGAGCCAACGGAAGGCCCUUAAUCCGACGUUCAAUCUCCGAAUCUUGCACAGUUUUGUGCCAAUUUUCGAGAAGUGCAGCAAGAAACUAGUGAGCGAAUUGGAAAAAUGCAAGGACGGGGAUACGGUGAACAUGUUCAAAUAUACCUCCCGAUGUGCGCUGGAGAUGGUUUGCGGAACAACACUUGGAAGUGACGUGCUGCAGCGAGACGGGAAGGAAGUGUUUUUGACUUCUCUGGAGGAAUUGUUCUUGUUGGUGUCACGACGUAUGUUGAGUAUGCAUUUGUACUCGGAUCUGAUCUACAUGAUGACUCCGCAUUACUGGAAGGAACUCAUUCAUAGAAAACGGUGCAAGGCGUUCACUAAGAAGAUUCUACAAGAGAAAAAAGAAGCACGCCGCUAUGGAGCUACUCCCGAAUCAACUCCGGAUUCUGACCCGGAAGCGGACGAUUUUAAAAAGCCACAGAUUUUUAUCGAUCAGCUUCUCUCAACGUCCGAGAGUAGCCGACCGUUCACCGACGAAGAAAUCUUUCACAACGUAUUCGUCAUAAUGGUUGCUGGCAACGACACAUCCGGACUGGCGACGGCUUACGCGUGCCUUUUCCUCGGUAUGUACCCGCACAUACAGGAGAAAGUCUACGCCGAAGUGAUGGAGCACUUCCCCAACGAGGAUGUGGAAAUGACUGGAGAUUCGCUGAAGCAGCUGGAGUACACGGAGAUGUUCCUGAAGGAAGUGCUGCGGCACUGCCCGGUGGCAGCCAACAUUGCUCGGCAGUGUAUCAAGGACAUCGAAAUUGAUGGCACACGCGUUCCGGCGGGAAAUUUGUUCAUUUUCACGUUUUGGGCCAUGCAUCGACGGAAGGAUAUUUGGGGACCGGAUGCGGAUAAGUUCGAUCCAGACAAUUUCCUACCGGAGCGGGUUCAGGCCAGAAAUCCAAAUGCCUACAUGCCAUUCAGUUCGGGUUCGAGGAAUUGCAUCGGUGGCCGAUACGCAAUGAUUAGCAUCAAAGUGAUGCUUGUGUACUUGUUACGGCGCUUCAAGUUGCACACAAAUCUGAAACAUGAAGACUUGCGUUACAAGUUUGGUAUCACCUUAAGGUUAUCGACCAGUCACAUGGUUCAAUUGGAGAGGCGAAAGUGUUAGUUGAUUGUUAUAUUAUCGAAACAUGCACAUACAGACAAAUAUAAAUAAACUUUUUGAUUCAAUAGUCAUUAGCACAUUUAAGUGUAUGAGUGCUUCGAGCGUAUGUGUUUAUGCAACUCGGAGGAAAUAAAUGCAUAGUAUCUCAAAAGCAUUCUGAAAGUAAUGCAUUUUCACAGCAUGUCGACAAACCUUGGUUGAGAAUUCUGUUCGCCAAACUUGCCAGUUUAUAUAAUGUUAAUCAAAAGAUCUUGGACACUUUCAGCUUAGCUAUAACAUUCAUAUGAUAACAUAUCUGUAAUAUCGUCUAGAAAUAAUUAAUACACAUAAAUAUAGUUAUGUUGAG